Messenger RNA from Engraulis encrasicolus (European anchovy), 2669 nucleotides. RefSeq names its product T cell activation RhoGTPase activating protein a (gene tagapa). Lineage: Eukaryota; Metazoa; Chordata; Actinopteri; Clupeiformes; Engraulidae. The record is from RefSeq and is a predicted model, not a curated record. The coding region runs from base 189 to 2429 and encodes 746 amino acids. Gene Ontology annotation, molecular function: GTPase activator activity. Gene Ontology annotation, biological process: signal transduction; regulation of Rho protein signal transduction. The transcript is spliced from 10 exons.
GCUUGUGGAUACAUGGGUCCUUCUACUACAGUGCGCCGUGACUAAACUGACGGAGUUUAUUAUCUAUCUCACAGGAUUAAAGAUUAUCAUCACCUAUCUUUCUGGAUGCAUCCCACCACUGGUGUUUAACCCUCAGCAUCCCAAAACAACCUGUUGAUGUUUGCUGAGUCUGUGCUGAAGAUUCACUCAUGAAGGUCCUGACCAGUCCCGUGUGUAAGAGUGGAGAGAGAGUUUCUGAAGGAGGCAUGGACUCUUUCAUCAUGCUGUCAUCAACAGGGGAUGUGAAGUCCGAGUCUGUGGUCUCUCCGCGGUCGCACAAAACAACUACUGGAAACGUCUCUCCUACUGAGAACAUUAACCAUAAGCGGUGGAAAGGCCUAUUUGGGAUGAUUCAAAAGAAAGGUCUCCGGCCAACUGCGAGUCCAGAGCCCAAGUCUGCACUGUUUGGACAGCCACUUUCACAUGUCUUUGUGGAUAAAGACACACCUCCCAAACCCAUAACUGAGAUGCUGGUGCUGCUAUGCAGGAAUGGCCCCUCAGUAGAGGGCGUGUUUCGGAGAGCUGGGAACGCCAGGGUCAUGAGGGAGACCAAGGAACAGCUGAAUAGCGGCGCACAAGUGGACUUUAGUGAGAAGCCUACGCUGCUGCUCGCUGCUCUGCUCAAGGACUUUCUGAGGGAGAUCCCAGGUGGUUUACUGAUGGAGGAGCUGUAUCAGGCCUGGAUGACGGCACUUGCCACAGACAACAUUGCAGACCGAUGCAGAGAGACCAAAAAGGUGAUGGAGCAGCUUCCAGAAGAGAACAUCGUCCUCCUCAGACACCUGGUUUUCAUGCUGCAUCACAUCAGCCAAAAUGCACAAGAAAACAAAAUGAACUCUAACAAUCUGGCAGUCUGCGUGGCACCCAACCUCCUUCAAUCGGACCAGGUUGAGAAGACUAAAAAGGUCACAGAACUCACAGAGUUUCUAAUUGACAACUACUGUGAGGUGUUCGGGGAACGGCUUUGCUACCUCCUUGGUGAUUCAGAGGAAGAAGAGCUGAAUGACUACCAAGAUUGCCUGUCUCCACUUCAACACGACUCUGCCUACGAGACCGACGCUGAUGGAGAGAGAGGCAGCUGCCUUCACCUCGUGUCGCCCGGUCUGACAAACGGAAACUCAUCCUCCUCCUCCUCCUCCGAGCGCCUGAGCUCAUCCACCCCCACGCCAGCACAGGAAACCUUCAACACCUUCACAACAAAGCCCUUCAUCCGUAGGCAGUCGGAGCCAGCCAUCACGCGGCCCCAGCAGCAGCAAGAGGGCGCCAGGAGGCCCCAGCCCACUCUCACCAGGAGCCACACUGACUUCCUGCUGAGGACGGAGGGCCUGGGCCUGGGCCUGGGCGGGGGCGAGGGCGAAAGAUGCUUCUGCCAGGGCAUGCAGCUGAGGAAGCAGAUCUCAGACGAGUGCAUGUUGCAGAGCAUCCAGAGGCGCUCGCUGGACUGCAGCCUGGCCGAAGGCUCUCAUGCCCACAUGCCCUCCUCCUCCUUCACCUCCUCCUUCACCUCCUCCUUUACCUCCUCCUCCUCCUCCUCCCCCAUACACUCCUCCUCCCUGUCCCAGAGCUGCCCCUGCUGCUGCUGCUCCUCCUGUUCCCUGGAGAGCUCCUGCUACUCCAGCGCCUCCGAGAGCUCCAUCUUCGCCGGCUCCCCUGCAAACUCGCCUCCUUGCCAGAGGAGGAGCGUCCGGAGUGAUAAGCCGACCUUGACCUUGACCUCGACCUCGACCUUGACCUCCCCCCAGCAUCAGGACCGCCAGGAGAAGCCUCAUGGCCCCGUCGCCCACAGGAGGUCCCAGUCUGUGCGCUACACGGCUAAUAAGAACAGGCCCAACGCGCAGCUCCGGCGCGGAGGGUCCAGCCGCGUAGCCCGCAGAGACAGUUCUACUAACGCUGCGGCCGGGCUCCUGAGCGACACGCUUCGAGAGGACUCUGUCGAGGCCUGGCACAGGUCCAAACCGGUGGUGCUGUCCAGCGCCGAGGUGUUCAAACAGAUGGACAGCAGGAUCCCCGGCCCGCCUCCGUCUUAUCAGCAGGCGACACAGCGAUACUGCAACCCGUUCACCUGCUCCGUGUCGGCAUGCCAGUCUCUGACCGUACAGGAGGCAAUGUGCUCACAAACACAGACGACGGGACUCGGUGGCGCUGCGUACUCCGCAAACCAGUCACAUCCUGACUCAGUAGCCACAGUAAAGGACACUCUUGUCGGUAAUGCUAUGGGCCAUCAUGGACCUACAACGAGAAGUGUUGUUGCUGCUGUGUCUGGCGGUGCAGUGUGCCGGGCAAGGUCAAUAUCGGAGUCUGUUUACAAAGCCCCAGUUAAGAGGGUGGUGCGGCGGUGCAGCCAACCUGUGUUUGAAGAACUCUUGCAUGCCCGCGAGUCUUACGUCUGAAGCGGUAUGUGUACACUGAUUGUACAUACACCCAGACCUUGUGCAAAAGACUGUGACCAAUUGUAAAACUAAAUGUUACGAGAGUGCUGUUUUCCUAUAUACUGUACUGUUACUGUGAAGCGUUACUGUGUAACCAAGCCUCAUAGAGGUUCUUAAAUACUGUGCAUUAAAAUGUAUGUGAAUUUAUCAUCACAAUACUCAUGAAAUGUGUGCUGAUUGUUACAUUAAACAAAGUUUACA